AUGGCUGCCAGCACUCAACCGGAUCGUGAACUCCACUUCGUGGCCGUUAGAGGCCAGAAGUCACGUUCAAGCUCGGACAAGAAAGAUCGUAGCUCGGUACGUGCGUUUGUGAUGCGAGACUACCUGAGGCAGAAGAGCGACCCGACAUGGAGCUUCACUCCGGCAAAGGUCGCUGACCAGAUGAGGUCGCACAUAUCACGCUUUCGAACAACCAGGAUCACAUCAGCAGCAGGGCCGAGGAAGAGGAAGAUGGCAAUGGCACUGGAGCGAAGGGCUGAGAAGAGAACCAGGACCCAACGUCCACUAAUCCCUGCACCUGUUGGCGUGGACGAGCGUAGCUCAACGCGCUCAUCACUCCACGACUUAGACAUGACGGAUCCCUUCUGCACGUUGGAAGUCGAUCUCUCGGGCUCGGAUUCUCAAAACCUUCUCCAGUACUAUCACACUGGGUUUUGGGCCAAUUCGUACGCCUGCAACCCCGAAGCCAGAUGGAUUUCCGUCGCGCUGAUGGACCCCGCCAUCAUCCACGCCACCCUCAGCCUAGUGGCGAUCCAUCGAAGAGAUUGCUUCUCUAUUGACCUGUCGAACGUCUACUUCAAGCAUAGAGGCGAGGCCAUGAGGAUCGUUGCCCGCAGACUGAGUAACCUGAAGGAAUCUCUAAGUUAUGGGACCAUUGGCGCGGUGGCUCUGCUUUCCAGCUCAGACAACCAUUUCGAAUGGUCCUCCGAGGCCCAAUCGACGCACUCUCAGGGGUUGGGCCAUCUGAUCGCACUGCGUGGCGGCAUGGAGAUGUUGAGCUCGAAUCGACACAUUCAGAGGGUGGCAGGAUGGGCGGACCUGCUCCAGUCCGCCAUGCAUGGAACAUGCCUCCAGGUUGAAAUGCCAGCCGCAGUGCAGGAAUCCUCGGCAGAAGACAUCGACCUGAAUGUUAGUGAUGAUGAAGCAGGCGAGCUGCUGACAGGAAUCGUGCUGCAAGAUCUGCCCCCAACAGUAGGCGACACGGUUCAGCAACUUCGGAUCCUGUCGUCAGUGAAGGUUUAUCUGCUAAGGGAGCGCCAUGAAGAGUUGUGUCGUGUCUUCAGCAACCUGCUCUGGAAGCUCGAACAUUCCAUCCUGAGUCGAUCGCAGAACCCCCAGCUCACCAUCGGGACAGAGACAGGCUCACGCGAUGAUACGCUCAAACAGGAUCUGAUUUCCAGCGUUGUUGACACUGCCGCGCUUAUUCUCUCCUACCUGACCCUCCGAGACCUUGCAGCCCCCAUCGUGUAUAGAAGGCUCAGCGGGCGGCUACAGGGACAUCUGGAGACCUUGCUCCUAUUCCUCGAACAGGAAGGUGGUCUUGGCGUGGAAGAGGACGAAUUCGCCAUUCUCUUGUGGUCAUUUUUCCUCGGAUGGCGAGGAUCGAACAAGGAUGAGACGCAAGCUUGGUUCACGGGUCGACUUGCACAACUGUGCUGGAGACAUGGAAUUCUUUCCUACGAAACAGUCAGGGCAAGGAUUCAGUCGGUGAUCCCUCAGGCCCACGGACUGGUGGACGUACCAGAGGAGUUUUGGACUCAGACAGAAGAUGUCAUCUGGUCGGAUAUGCUCUCGCUCAACAAUGUGGGCUUUGGGGCGGUAUAG
Molecule: messenger RNA, 1623 nt
Organism: Cladophialophora carrionii CBS 160.54
Lineage: Eukaryota; Fungi; Ascomycota; Eurotiomycetes; Chaetothyriales; Herpotrichiellaceae
Exons: 1
Coding region: 1-1623 (540 amino acids)
Source: RefSeq, a predicted model, not a curated record